AUGUCUGUCAUUACAAAGAGUUUACAUGAAAACAAGAAAACCGAUUCUUAUCUAAGUUUUAAUGCAAGUGAAGAACUUGAACGAAUUUCACAUAAGUGGAGUAGUUCAAUACGAGAAAACAUUGCUUUGGAACCUAACCAAAUACGUAAAAUAUUUAUUGUAGAAGUCACAGGAAUUAAAUUAACUGAAGGCGUGGUAUAUCAAAUAAAUACACUUGGUGUGGGAUAUAAACCAUUUCGACGCUCUUUACUAGAAAUAAUUCUCCAAGCAAAGUAA
Messenger RNA from Macrosiphum euphorbiae (potato aphid), 276 nucleotides. The record is from the annotation of a GenBank genome assembly. NCBI's taxonomy places the organism in Eukaryota, Metazoa, Arthropoda, Insecta, Hemiptera, Aphididae.